Molecule: messenger RNA, 1206 nt
Organism: Helianthus annuus (common sunflower)
Lineage: Eukaryota; Viridiplantae; Streptophyta; Magnoliopsida; Asterales; Asteraceae
Product: F-box protein At1g30790
Exons: 1
Coding region: 1-1206 (401 amino acids)
Molecular function (GO): protein binding
Source: RefSeq, a predicted model, not a curated record
AUGUCAGACAACAUACCAUUCGAAAUCCAAUCGGAAAUCAUCAAAAGACUCCCCGUCAAAUCGUUGAUUCAAUUCCGAACCGUCUCCAAACCAUGGAAGUCUCUCAUCGACAGCUCUCCUUUCAUAAACAAAUAUAGCAGCCAACACACACACACACAACGUCUGCUUAUAACAUACGAUGACCCAGUUGAUUCAGCGACAACAUAUGUAUCAAUUGCUGACGAUGAUACGUUUCCCCAGCAGAAGGUAUCUUACUCUUUUCCCCUGUUGACAACUAACAACCUUAAAUAUUCUUCCAUAAUCGGUACGUCUCACGGGUUAGUAUGUUUGUACGGCUCUGAUCCUAUCGAUAAGGAAAUCGCUGUUGUUUGCAACCUUUCCAUUAGAAAGGCUGUUGGUGUUGUUAUGCCUGAUCUGCCAAGUGGUAUCACAUUUGGAAUAGUUGUAGGUUUUGGGGUUUGUCGGGAGACUAUGGACCCGAAGAUUGUCAAGAUUACGUAUAUUUCGAGUUGGGACGAUAUGGAAAGUAUAAGCAGCAUCCCGUCGCAAGUUGAGGUUUUUACCUUAAGUUCGGGCGCGUGGAGAGGGCCAUGUAGCAGCAAUCUCCCUCGUAAAUCGAUUCGCUUUAAUUUGGAUUCGGUAGUCAUAGAUGGGGUUCUUUACUGGCUUGCUGCGGAUGGGGUUAAUACGCGUAGUGGUUAUAACUAUUAUAUGUUGAUUAUUUCGUUUGAUUUGACAAGUGAAGAAUUUGGAGAAAUACACCUUCCAGAUAGUUUAGCCCGUGUAGACGAUUAUAAUUUGUCCAUCUCUAAGGUAAGGAAUUCUCUUGUUGUGCUUAGACGCUUUUUGGAUGAUUCAGGUUUCAGUGUGUGGAUGAUGCCCGACGGUGUUCCACAGUCGUUUAUAAGGAUGUUCACUAUUAAAUCACCAGAUUUGUUAAUAAAGGGAUUUAGGAAGAAUGGUGAACCUAUAAUUGAAAUGGUACAACAUCAUCCUGGACAGCGUGAUGGUUCGUUUUUUGUCGCUUAUGAUCCCUGCUCAAAAGACAUCGUUAAUCUUGAGAUUGAUGUAUUUGCCCGAUCAUUUUGUGUGUUUCCCUACAUGGAAACGCUACUUCUGCUUGAUCAGCCAGAUUUUGUUAUUUACGACCAAGGUAAAGCUACAUUGCAAAGCGUUGAGCCAAGUGAUGAAGGUAAAAAUUACUAG